AUGAAAAUUUGGUUCACCAAGAAGAGUCCCGAUGCUAGACUGGCAUACACCAAGCCAAGAACUAGCGCAGAUGUCGUUACUCCUGUGUCUACUCCCAGGCGAUCGAGCUUCAGAUUUUCGUUCUCGUCUCCUUCCUCAAGUUUGAGUAACCCAUCACCCGAGAGCAAGAGCUCCAGGGUUCUCCAAGAUUUUUUCAAAGAUGUGAAUUUCAGUCCUGGCCCGAAAGUCAAGCCAUACGCCUUCUCGCAAACAACACAGCCAGUUCGUUUUAAGUUGCCGGAGUCCGGCGAAAGAAAAUGCUUUGUAUGUGAUGAAGAUAUAAGCGUAUCCUUCUCCAAUGAAAAAAGCGUCCUGUUGAAAUGUGGCGACAGUGUCCAUGGAGAAUGCUUUGCCGUAUUGAUUCGGUCUGGCGAUUAUUCUAAAGUACCACUCUGUUGCGGGACGAACUGCCAGAAAGCCCUAGAAGAUGGAAAAUCUGCAAAGCAAAUGAUUCCGGUCGAUGAAGAAGUAAUGCGCUCAGCUAUGGUAGCUACUGCUAAAAUUGACUCAAGUCGCAAGUAUCAAACACAAAAAAGAUCGAGUACUCAGUCUUCCUCUGAUCCACUCAGGAGUUCUAGAAGCAGCAUGAACAAGCGGCCAAUGUCACUGACGGGCUCAGGACUUGGCGAUGUUUAUUCAAGAAUUGUGAGAGAAUCAUCGCCUGCCCCAACGGAAUCUUCUCAUAGAACAAUAACUGUCAGAGUCGAGAACAACAAAGAAAUCCCAUCUGAAACGCUCAGCAACAGGUUCAUUAAAUAUCUAGUGGAGCAUAACAGGAACUUUUCCUUAUCCAGUAUUCUCAACUGUGGUAAAUUACGCUUAGUAGAUACUCUAUUCGGCACUUCCGUCGAGAAAGAAGGAGAACUGCCCUCAAACUUCACUGUGGCUUAUCUUUUCCAGCACAGUCUCUUGAUAUGGUACAAGACUAUGAAUUUAACAAUAAUCUUGAGCUUAGCAGAGGCAAAGUUUAAAAUACUACUGAAAGAUUCCAUUUUGAAAGUUGAAUCCAGGGAUCAAAAUGGCAUCUUUCAUGAGCUUUGGUUAGCCUCUGAAAAUCCUUCAAUUUUAGAAAAAUGGGUAAUUGCUUUGUCAGAUUACACAUUUGAAUUUCCUUCUGAAUUGAUGACAUCUACGCUUGAUAAGUUGGAUGAAAUAACGUCGGAUUUAUUGUCUCCAAUUGCAACACAUUUUCAAAUUUCACAGAAGCUAGAAAGUAUUAGUGGGAGGGAUGUGAUUCAUGAGGAAUAUGAAGACGAAGAAGAAAUGAGGUACACCCCGGCACAGCCUCUAAGCUUACUACCAAUGGAUGAAUAUACGUUAAAAACUGCAACUAUUUCGAGAAGCUCAAUCUAUUCAGACGUUGAUCCACUUUCUCUUACAAAAAGAAUGAGUGCUACAAUGCAAAAUUUCAAUAGUUCAAAGAAAUCAAAUUUGAAAGUGAACCAACCAAGGUUGGCUCAAUCAUUGUGUGAAGAAUCACAUCCUGACUCAGACGCAGACUCAGAUUCAGACUCAAACUACGAUUCUGACGAGGAUAAAAUACAGAGCUACUUAAAUUUACACAACAAAGGUAAAUCUAUUAUAUGCGAAAGCCAAGCCAGUUUCCCGUCUCCUUCUAUUUCAGUUAUUGAUACUUUCGAAGAAGAAUUAAGGAUAAUUACUCAGGUGCCACAGCCUAUCGAACCAAAGAUGGUCAAAUCAGAAUUAAUCUCCGAUUCAAUUUCUAAUGUGAGUUCUAAUACAAAUUCCGACUCAGAAAUUGAGUCGGAAAUUGAUUCAGAUGAAGAAAUAAUAUCAAAAUAUAAGAGACUAAGUCAAAAAAUGCCAUCAGGAUGGUCAGACUUACUAGUUCGAUUAGAUUCUGCUAUAGUUAACUCUAUAUAA
Molecule: messenger RNA, 1923 nt
Organism: Dujonia railenensis
Lineage: Eukaryota; Fungi; Ascomycota; Pichiomycetes; Serinales; Debaryomycetaceae
Source: the annotation of a GenBank genome assembly